This is a messenger RNA of Erigeron canadensis, 2396 nucleotides long. RefSeq lists its product as uncharacterized. The coding region runs from base 528 to 2165 and encodes 545 amino acids. The record is from RefSeq and is a predicted model, not a curated record. NCBI's taxonomy places the organism in Eukaryota, Viridiplantae, Streptophyta, Magnoliopsida, Asterales, Asteraceae. The transcript has 5 exons. Gene Ontology annotation, molecular function: chromatin binding.
UGUAAACUUGGAGCCAUUGGCUCCCUUCCACCACCACCAACUAACCAGUUUCUUCCUCACUCCUCUGUCCUCACCACACCAUCAUCUUCACCUAUAUCUAUACAUACAUACAUAUAUACAUAUAUCAGCAACCCCAGUGCCCAUAUGUCACAUGUGUAUGCAUUUUUCCAAAAGGGUCUCACAAAGUUUUGACCUUUUUGGUAAACUAUGUAAAAUUUCUUGAAAUUUCAGAUCUUUAAGCACAGUAGUCAGUAUCUUUGAAAUACCCAGUUCAUAUUUAGGAUUUAUGAGUAAUAUUGGAAGCUUAGAAGUAAUUAUUUUGCAUAUUAUCAUAUGAAUUUGUUCAAGAUUUAGUUUUGGUCUUGUUCUUAAUUUUAGUAAUACCCUUAGCUUUUGGCUUUUGAAUCCCUUAACAUAAAUUAGUAAGCUUUUUGUUUAACAUUAUUGCUAUUGGAAGAUUAGGUUUUUGUAGAAGAUUUGUGUAAUGCCUUGUUAGUGAAUUGGAUGUGAUUAGGGUUUUGUUAAAAAUGGAUGUAAGUGAUCGAUGUUAUGUCGAGUGGAAAGAGGAAUAUAUUUCGAAGGAAAAGGGUAAGAGGGUGGUUCACUAUUUCUUGGAAGAAAAAUCGGGUAAAUCGGUGUUAGCUGUUUUAGGUACGGAGAGGAGUCUUAGGCAUAUGUUGUAUGUGGUUGCAGAAGAUUUUUUGAAGGUUAAUGAGUGUGAUCGUGUGGUUAAUGCUGCGUAUAGAUGGAGGUCGAAGAGAGAAGUUGUGAGAUGGCUUACUUCUAUGUUAUCAAAGCAGCACCAGCAAGAUUUAACUAAAGAUGAUCGAAUAUUAGGACUAACUACUGUAUGUCAGAGACGUCCUGCAAAAAAUUCGAAAUUGCACAGCCGGGAUAUAGUCUGGUCUGGUGGAACUUGGACUUGUAAUAAGCAACUCAAUCAUUACCCAGCAUUUUCCAGGAAUGGGAUUACAAUAGCAGUACAUUCAUUUGUUCAUAUAGUGGCUGAAGAAGGAAAACGCCAUCUUGCAUUUCUUGAAGAUAUGUAUGAAGAUCGGAAGAGUCAAAAGAAGGUCAAAGUGAGAUGGUUUCACUACAAUCAAGAAGUCAACAAAUUUGUCACAUUACAAAACUCUCACCCUAAGGAAGUUUUUGUUACACCUUACACACAGACUAUCAGUGUCGAGUGUGUGGAUGGUCCAGCUAUUGUCUUAACCCGUGAACAUUACAAGAAAUGUGCACCUAUGCUUCCUGAAGAUCUAUUGACUAGGUUUUAUAUUUGUUUUAGGCAAUUAAAGCACAACCGUGUGAAGCCUUUCAAAUUGAGUAGACUGCGUGGUUACUUUAAUCAACUAAUAUUUUCAUAUCUGGAUCCUGAUUAUAUUGAAGACAGUGAAGAACAUAUUUACGAAGAACAUGUGAAACAGGGAUCGAAAAGGUCUUUCGGGGUGAAAACGUAUGAGAUGUUGAGGAAGAGGCUCAUCCCCAAGUAUGCAAAAAAUCAGCAGUUAGAUGACUCAUGCUCUUUUAAGUCUAAUGAAAAAGUAGAGUUGUUAAGUCAAGAUAGUGGGAUUCUUGGAUGCUGGUUCAGGUGUACAGUUUUGCAGAUUUCUAGGAAAAGAGUGAAAGUCCAAUACGAUGAUUUGAUUGAUGAAGAUGGGAAAAACAAUAUUGAGGAAUGGGUUUCGGCUUUCAGAUCAGCUGCACCUGAUAAACUUGGAUUGCGCUGCUUUGGUCGACCAACUAUAAGGCCUGCUGUUACACAAGAUGAAACUGACGUUGCUUUGGAUGUUGGUUCAGUGGUGGAUGCCUGGUGGAGUGAUGGCUGGUGGGAAGGAGUUGUAACAGGAAUAAGUGCAUCUGAAGAUGGAGAAGUUCAAGUUUAUCUUCCUGAUGAAACAUUAUCCUUGAAACUACUCAGAAAAGACAUAAGAGUUUCAAGAGAUUGGAUGGGCGAUCAUUGGGUCGACAUUAAAGCAAACCCCAACAUUAGCUCGUUAAUACCUGCUGCCAUUGAGGACAAAACGACCAACUUUUCUGAUGUAGCUACCGGUGGCUUGCCUAGCAGUAGUCAUGCUGAUAAUAAUAUAUUAGAUAUCAUGAAAGAGGGUGACGAUGAUUGUGCUAAUGCAGAUAAAAUGGAAGUGUUGACUGAAGGUAUUUGAUGAAAACUUGUAAAUGCUCAAUGAACAAAGUAAAACUUGCAGUGACGGUGUACAGCAGUAGGUUAGAUAGGUAAUGCCGUAAGCGCUGUUUUGUGAUUUCGUAGCUCUGUCUUAAGAACCACCUAACUAUGGGCUCCAUUGCUGUUGAUUUUAACAUUUUGUAUUAGUUCACUAGUGUUCUUUGCAACACAGAGUGUUUUAAGUUAUGACUUAUGUACUAUUAUUGUCGUA